Polyodon spathula (Mississippi paddlefish) is the source of this 6455-nucleotide messenger RNA. Its product is annotated as long-chain-fatty-acid--CoA ligase 4-like. Gene Ontology annotation, biological process: neuron differentiation; long-chain fatty-acyl-CoA metabolic process; long-chain fatty acid metabolic process. NCBI's taxonomy places the organism in Eukaryota, Metazoa, Chordata, Actinopteri, Acipenseriformes, Polyodontidae. The record is from RefSeq and is a predicted model, not a curated record. Bases 596 to 2725 code for a protein of 709 amino acids. The transcript has 17 exons. Gene Ontology annotation, cellular component: lipid droplet; plasma membrane; endoplasmic reticulum. Gene Ontology annotation, molecular function: arachidonate-CoA ligase activity.
AAUAUGUUAGUGUUUAGGGAGAUUUCCAGCUGCAAUUAGUCAAAAGUGCUGUGUAGGAGAGAAGCUGGAGCUCUAACUAGCUGGCAGAAAGCUUUAGGACUGUGUUUAACUUGCUGUUUGCUAUAUAGUUAGCAAUGAGGUGGUGUAUUUUGAAACAAAGCGAUUUGUGCCAGUCAUCAUUGAUCAGCCUUUCCUACAAGCUUGAGCAGGUUUUAAGAAGAUAAUCAUAAAGAGGAAGCACUACCAGGAUCUCACCAAUUGCAAUUGAACUUUCUGAUGUACUGUUCUGUAUAAAAAAAAAAAGAAGAAACGGGUAAAGUAAAGAGGUAACUGUGUUCUGUGCUAUAUUUAGUCUUUCAUACAUACAGCAGUACGAUUUCUCUUUAAUACUGAACUUAGUGAGGUUAACCACUGGUGCUGGUACUUGUAACUGCACGGCUGCUACAUCUGCCAUCUACUGUUGCCUUUGUCUGUUAACAACAUCACGGACCAAACUAUAGAAAGAAAGAAAACUGGAGAGACUCGCACUUCAGGCCCCUUGUGUUUCUUGAUCUUGCUGCUAUACUUUGUGUAAACGGGGAAAAAAAAAUACAUCAUGAUUUUCAAAGAAGUCCACUCCAUUGUCUUGUUCCCUGUGCGUCUGUUCAUGUGGCUGUACACUGCCCUUACCUUUGUUCCAUGGUAUUUCCUUACCGAUGCCCAAAAGAAACAGACCAUGGCAAAGCGGAUAAAAGCCAAAGCCACGUCUAAUGAGACGGAAGGCCCAUAUCGUUCUGUGGACCACUUCGACUCACUUGCUGCGAUGACUUUCCCUGGCAUUGACACUUUGGACAAGCUGUUUAGACAUGCAGUGCAGAAGUUUGGAAAGGCUGAUUGUCUCGGGACCAGAGAGGUUCUGAGUGAGGAAAACGAGAAGCAGCCAUCUGGGAAAGUUUUUAAAAAGUUAAUUCUGGGUGAAUACAAGUGGCUUUCUUAUGAAGAUGUAGAUGCUCAAGUGAAGCACUUUGGUAGUGGGCUGGCUGCCCUAGGGCAGAAGCCAAAAUGCACCAUCGCCAUCUUCUGUGAGACUAGAGCAAAGUGGAUGAUAGCGGCUCAGGCUUGUAUCAGAUACAAUUUUCCAUUGGUCACUCUGUACGCCACACUAGGAGAAGAUGCAGUAGCAUAUGGUCUGAAUGAGUCUGGAGUCACCCACCUCAUUACUAGUACAGAGCUUCUGGAAGACAAACUUAAGUGUGUACUGUCGCAGCUGAAGAAUCUAAAGCACAUCAUCUGUGUGGAUAAAAAGACUAUCAGUAAAACGGGCUAUCCAAAGGAGGUGGAGAUUCACAGUAUGGAAUCUGUGCAGGAGCUGGGAGCCAAACCUGAGAACCUAAGUGUAGAACCUUGUCGACCUGUCUCCACGGAUCUUGCUGUCAUCAUGUAUACCAGUGGUUCCACUGGCCGUCCAAAAGGUGUCAUGAUCAUUCACAGUAACCUGAUAGCAGGGAUGACAGGACAGUGUGAGAGGAUACCAGGACUGGGCCCAAAAGACACCUACAUUGGUUAUCUGCCCCUAGCUCACGUGCUUGAAAUGACUGCUGAAAUGUCUUGUAUCACGUAUGGCUGCAGGAUAGGAUAUUCCUCUCCACAGACUCUGUCAGACCAGUCCACUAAAAUCAAGAAGGGAAGUAAAGGGGACUGCUCUGUCCUGAGACCAACCCUGAUGGCAGCUGUGCCGGAAAUAAUGGACAGGAUCUUUAAGAAUGUAAUGUGCAAAGUUCAGGAGAUGAAUUAUGUCCAGAGAACUCUUUUCAAACUAGGAUAUAACUACAAACUAGAACAGAUAACAAGGGGAUACGAUGCUCCACUCUGCAAUAUGCUGCUCUUUAAGAAAGUGAAGGCCUUGCUGGGUGGCAAUGUGCGGAUGAUGCUGUGUGGUGGGGCCCCUCUCUCUCCAGCCACUCAACGCUUCAUGAACGUCUGUUUCUGCUGCCCUGUGGGGCAAGGCUACGGGCUGACGGAGACGUGCGGAGCAGGAACCAUCACAGAAGUGGCAGACUACAGCACUGGGCGUGUAGGGGCUCCCCUCAUCUGCUGUGAAAUAAAACUGCAAGACUGGCUUGAGGGCGGCUACACCAAUAAAGACAAGCCCAACCCCCGUGGAGAGAUUGUGAUUGGAGGACCCAAUGUUACAAUGGGAUAUUUUAACAGUGAAAAAAUCAAUGAAGACUUCUUUGUGGAUGAGAACGGGCAGAGGUGGUUCUGUACAGGUGACAUUGGCGAGAUCAAUCCUGAUGGCUGCCUGCAAAUCAUCGAUCGUAAGAAAGACCUAGUGAAGCUACAAGCUGGAGAAUACGUGUCCCUGGGAAAAGUAGAAUCAGCUUUGAAGAACUGCUCACUCAUCGAUAAUAUCUGUGUAUAUGCAAACAGUGAACAGAAUUAUGUAAUAAGCUUUGUGGUGCCAAACCAAAAGAAACUGACCUGCCUCGCUGUCAAAAAAAACAUUGAAGGAUCAUGGGAGGAGCUCUGUAACAAUCCAGUCCUGGAGGGCGAAGUGCUGAAGGAGAUUAAAGAAGUAGCAACUUCAAUAAAACUUCAGGGUUUUGAAAUCCCAGUAAAGGUUCGAUUGAGCCCAGAACCCUGGACCCCGGAGACAGGUUUGGUAACGGACGCCUUCAAGUUGAAGCGAAAAGAGCUGAAGAACCAUUACCUCAGUGAUAUUGACAGAAUGUAUGGGGGGAAAUAGAGCUGCCCUCUUGGGGAAGGGAAUGGGCUGGACUGUGGCUAAAGUUCUGGUUAAAAAAACUAGCAAAAGUGAUUACCCUUAAACUCUGAAUGAUUCAUUGAAACACUGCGACCUGGUGGCAUUUUCAUUCUGAAAUUAAAUACUUAAAUGUUACUUACAGAGCCAUCUGGAUUGAAAAGGGCCCUGUGUCAAUUCACCCUAGGUACAAAACACAUUUAUUGUAAGACAAGUUCAGUUGGGUGGCCUAAUGUGUUUUCAUAGUGCAAUUCUUAAUGUGAUCGUCCUUUUAAAUGUAAAACACAAAAUGGUCCGAGUCAAGGGAAAGACAACUGUUUUAAACUGUUCUCUCUGUUGGGUUUGAUUCGUUGUGGGGAAGGGGAUGGUGAUACUAUUUUAAAACUGCCAUUCAUUUUCUAUGUUAUCUGACAUUUUGUAACUGAAGUAAUUGAACUCUUGAAUACUGUUGUAUAUGAAUCUUCUGUACAUUUUGCAAAUAUGUUUCAGCGUGUAAAAGGAGUAGGUAUUCCAAUAGCUGAUCCAUAGAGAGUCAUUAUUUAAUUGACCAAAACAUUUCAAUGUAGUGAUUGGUGUGGAGCUGGGUGUUGGGAGAUUCUUGGCAAGCUUAAACGAUCCUGAUGUAUUGUAACAUACCAGGCCUGCUUUUACGAAAAAAAAAAAAAAAAAAAAAAAACUUUUGUUAAUACAUUACAAUUCCUCUCACCAAAGACACCGUAGCUUUGAGCGCUCAUAUACCAGACUUGAAAAUGUAGCAUUGCUUUAACAGUGCUUAUUCACAUUAGUGCGAAUCAAAAGUUAUCACAAUUUAAUAUAUAUUAUUUUGAGUGUCAUGCUUUAUUUCACCAGUAGUUCCUAGAAAUUAAAUAAAUUGGUUUUGUGGGUGUGACUAUUUAUUUAUUUAUGCGCAUUUAUUUAGAUAUAUUACCGCACUUAAGGAACCAGUACAGUUGAUAUAUGUUGCACAUUUUUUUCUAACUAUAUAUUGCAUUUGUUAUAUAACUAGAAAAAAAAAACUAUUGGUGAAGCUUAUUAGUGUCCAGUCUUAAUAUUGCAUCACUCAAAUUGAAACUUCAGAGGUUGUCGUUUUCAAUGUCGAUAUUUGUAGUACCUUUUUUUUUUUUUUUUUUUUUUUUUUACAAACUGUGUGUUUAGAAACAGAUACAGCAAAAUGAGGUGAAUUCUGACAAAACAGUAAGUUCAGUUGCAAAGUUCUGUUUAAAAUAAACUGAGAAAUGCUGAAGAGACUAUCGGUGAUGGCAUUUUUCUGGACAUCUGGGUGCUUUUUGUGUCAGAUACGCUUACAAUCAUGGCAUCUGUAUUGUGUUGAGCACUGGCCCUUUCAAUCAGUGACUAAUUACGCUCUUCUGGUCAAUAUAAUCUUACUGAAGAAAUUGAAAGCCAAGAAAAUGGCACGUUAUUAUCUCUUAAUGAAUCCGCAGUAUUAUCACUGCCCUCCCUUCUGAUGCGCUAACAAUCUGGUUAUUCAGAGUUCAAGAAAAAUACAGUACUAUGAUAUUCCUAAUUCCAGAUCAUUGUAUUUGGAGUUAAUCAAAGCACAGGAAAUGAAUAUAUUGUGUUUUGUAAAGAUGCAUCGCUGCAUUAAAAUAAAACAAACAAGGGAAGAAUCAAUAGAUCUUCAGUAAUACUGUAAGAAACUUCAUAAAUUCAAUGAAAGUCUUUCUCAGUCUUCAAUGAUUAUGCUGGUAGUGCAAAUAAGAUGAAUGUUAAAGUAUUUAUCUCCCCUUUUUUAAGAUUACUUAAUUUCUUAAAAACAGAUUUAAGCCAAGAUAGAAAUCUUCCAGCCCUCACUGUGUGCUAUCCCUACAUUGUACAUUGUGUAAAACACUAUUGCCGAAUAUACUGUAUUAAUGUAUUUGUAAUUGCAGGUUUAGUUAACCAACUCUAUAUUUGAAAGUUAUUUUCUACAUUGAAAAACAGUACAGCUGGGUUAUAUUUAUGCUGUUUUUAUGUGUGUGGGUGUGUCUGCGUGUUAGUGUUUUGUGUUUUGCUAUGCAUUGCUCAAACUUUCAAAAGCACCAUUUGUUCCUGCCAGUAGUACAUCUGUCCGUAUGUUCAUAAAAACCUGCUUGUAUAUAAGCUAUUGCUUUCUUCGGCACAGCUGGUUUAAAUAGCACACACCAUUGUUACAUUUAAAACCCAAUCUAUCAAAGCUAGCUUCUAUAGUUUAUUUUUAUUAUAAAGAAUGUAUUUUGGAGCAAUGGAAUAUGAACAAUUCAGUUUUCAACAAAUCUUUUACAGUACAAUGCACCGCUUUAUUGAAACGAUUUACUGAUCAAUAUAUUAAUUUUUAUAUACUGAUCAAUGUAUUAUUUUGGCUCUUCAAAAUUACAAAAACAAAUUCCUGCAUCCUCCUGCAGAGUUUCUCAUCGUUUGGGCAAUGAAUUUAAUGAAAUGCAUUUAAUGUUGAAAGUUUGUAUGGAACAGCCUGAUUUUACUUGAUAUUUAGAGGAUACAGAAGUAGUAAAAUAUUUCUAAUAAACUGAUAGUACAGAACAUUACAGAACUUUUUAUAAUGAAUAUGUUAAUUGAUGGUCUGUUUUAUGUUUGGAUAAUACUAUGUGAACGGGUUGCACAAGGGAAAAACAGACCGAAAGUUCAAACUCUUCAGUGGUUAUUAACAUUACAGCCGGGUUAAAAAAAAAAAAAAAGUUUGUAUUUUCCCAUUUUGUGUAUAAUAUUCUGCUUUAUGCUACAAUUUAACACAAGUACACUGAUGUUGUGGAUCUCUGUUUUUUAUUGGAGUCCUAGUGUAGUGCACAGUAAUAGCUAUUUUCAUCAAACACAUUUUUAUGAACAUGAAAUGUAACUGAAGCAAUGUCACAUGUUUUACAUGGGUAACAGUUCUGAGAGAGAUGUAUUUUUUAUAAUUUAUUUAAAAAGUUGUACAACACUUGAAACAAAUGUAACUUGUGUGUAUCUUGUAGUAAAAUGCAUACAUUAACAAAACAGUGAAUAGCUUUUAUAUUUGUCACAUCCGGCUGGUGUACAAAAUUCAUGUUGUGUGAUCAGAUUUUGGAAUUGUACAUUUAUGAGCCUUUAUAUUUUUUACUUAUUUUUUUUUUUUUUUUAUAAAUACCCUUCUUCUUUGUCAGUUAAUUAAUUCCAUAUAAAUUCAGAAUGAAGAAUCUAUUUAAGUGCCCAAUGCAAUAAGUACUGUGGGAUACACCUUAAAGUGUACCCUACAGUAUUGAAAGAAACACGUGCAUUUUAAAAGAAAUGUGUGUAUUUUAAUUUUGGUGGUAUCUUCUGGUACUACUUUAGGUUGAAGGGAAAUCUCAGUUUAUAUGCCUUUGUCUUGGGUUAUCUGUUUGCACUUGUAUUUCCUGGAUCAUUUCAGCUCAGCAGUGUCUUCUGACUAAAAGCAUGCCAGUCUAUUGGAGAAGCCAGUGAAGGAUUGGAGACAAUCUCACUCUCCAGGUGAAAUGACUUCAUGUCUUUCAAACAGAGUUUCCUUUAAUCUAGUGUAGGACAGGAUACCGUGUUUUAAAAUGCAAUAACAUGUUUGCUAUAACGUGUUUCUUUCAAAACUCCACAUUGAGACCUAUAAAAUUAUUGCAUAUAACGAAGAAAUGGGAAAUAUUUUGUUUGCUUUAAUAACUUUAAAUAUGGACUGACUACUGAUAUGUAAUGCAACCAGGCUUGUUCAAGGGGACAGUCUCGGAAUAAACUCAGUUUGUUUAUAUAAUUGCAA